GUUUGCGCGUUCGUCAACCCCGAAGAUAAGGCGGGAGGUGAAGGUUGAGGUUUGGGGAGAAUGGUGAGGAAGAGGGAGUAAGCGAUGUCGGCAGCUGGUCGAACGAGAAAGGGAAAAAAGUUGAGAUGCUAACGCCAAGCAUCCGUCGAAAAUUCGGCCCUCUUCCGCCGCCCUUCGUCCCGGCCCAGACCUGCGCCGCAUCCACGACUAGAACCAACCCUCGGCUGUCUGCAAUUGCGACGCAUUUUACAUUGCUAUAUCUCCCUCACUCAAGCGCCUCGUCUCAUCUCGGUCCUGCGCCUCCUCGCGUUGGCCGGUAUAACGGCCACGUCCGGUCUUCCCACCCGCUUUUUGCCGCAUCUCCCCGACAUCCUCCAUUGACGGUACCGCAAAGAUGAACUCGAACUUCGUCACUGCCCUGACAAGGGCUUUGCCUAAUGUUGGCCGCUCGUGUCAGCUUCGUGCCCCAGCCUUCCGUCUGACUAGGCCGUUCUCCUCGACCCCGAUGAUUCUCGAGAGUGGAAAGGAGAAGACCCGUCAAAUUGAAAGGCAGAUUCUGAACACCCCUGCAGAGCAACAACCGGCCUCGGAGAAUGCGUCGAUUUCUGCGAUCACUAAGAUGAUGCAGGGUGAUAAGGCUCGCCCGGCCCAGGGCUUGAGUCGCGACUACUCCAGAAUGGCCGAGAGCCUGGAAGCCGAGAUGAUUAGACAGCCUUAUGCCGACCGGUCUCCUCCCUACCACCUCCACGUCUACUGCCACAAGCACAACACUUUGUUGACGCUGACCCGGCCAAACGGAGACCCCAUGAUGGCCCUGAGCUGCGGUCACCUUGGUUUCCGUAAAGGAAAGCGUGCGGGUUACGAACCGGCCCAUCAAUUGACUGCCCACGUGUUCGCCCAAAUACAGGAGAGAGGACUGUUGAUGGAGAUCAAACGCUUGGAGAUUAUUUUCCGCGACUUCGGACCCGGCCGUGAGGCUUUCACCAAGGUUUUGCUGGGCAACGAAGGAAAGAACAUCCGCGGCUUGGUUUGCCGGGUGACAGACGCAACCAGACUGAAGUUUGGUGGUUCGAGAAGCCCCAGGGUCCGUCGUCUUGGUUAAGAGGGCCUACUUGGAUCGUUGUUUGCUUUUGACGGAGGGAUGUGUGUUGCUAGAACGUCUGGGACAAGAACAAGGGCACGUUUUUUACGAUACCUGAUGGGAUGGGAUGGAUCGGCGAUAGCCCGCAAUGGGUCCUUCUAGCCCAGCCAGAUGGUGACUCUACCCUCCAUCAGCUCAACCUUCUGGUUGUUGUAU
Molecule: messenger RNA, 1297 nt
Organism: Aspergillus ibericus CBS 121593
Lineage: Eukaryota; Fungi; Ascomycota; Eurotiomycetes; Eurotiales; Aspergillaceae
Product: mitochondrial 37S ribosomal protein uS11m
Exons: 1
Coding region: 395-1102 (235 amino acids)
Biological process (GO): maturation of SSU-rRNA from tricistronic rRNA transcript (SSU-rRNA, 5.8S rRNA, LSU-rRNA); translation; ribosomal small subunit assembly
Cellular component (GO): ribosome; mitochondrial small ribosomal subunit
Molecular function (GO): structural constituent of ribosome; mRNA 5'-UTR binding; small ribosomal subunit rRNA binding
Source: RefSeq, a predicted model, not a curated record